Molecule: messenger RNA, 4892 nt
Organism: Oryza sativa Japonica Group (Japanese rice)
Lineage: Eukaryota; Viridiplantae; Streptophyta; Magnoliopsida; Poales; Poaceae
Product: disease resistance protein RGA5-like
Biological process (GO): defense response to other organism
Molecular function (GO): ADP binding
Source: RefSeq, a predicted model, not a curated record
UUAGGUCCCCUAAGAUCGACAACCUGGAGCCCGACGACGACGAGGGGAUGGGGAGGGGAAGAGCGGCGGCGCGCACCGCCGCGUCCCAAUUCCCACGGCAAUGGAGGCACGCUACCUGCGAGUACGAGGGGGGGAGCUCCAUCUUGUUCUUCUGCGCCCGUCCAUUCUUCUUCCUCCGUCCGUCCAUCUGGUCGAUCCUCGAUGGGCGGAUGGGGCGGAGGGAGCCCUCGUCUGCAUCGCGGCCGGCCGGCCGCCGGAUUCGGGAUACUUGAGGAUUGGUGUGUAAAGCAUAUAUCUUGAAAGGUGCUUCAGUGCUUGUCAAGUAGUGAUUAUUGAAGUGUCCAACAGCUACACCACACAGUGGCCAAUCGAUCAUUUAUUCUGAAGAAAAUAUUGUUGAAUGGCUGAAUUGACCAGACGACCACUGUUGGCUGCAAACCGAAAGCUAAUCCUCAAGGAGAGGAAAGCAUUGGAUUUGGAAGCUAGGAAUGAAGCAAAAUGGAAGAACUCUCUCCUAAGUCCAACCGCUUGGAGAGCUCGCUCAUGCUACUCUGAUCAUCUGAUGCCUUCAGCUUAGAAGAUAUCAAUGGAGGGCUCCAUGUUCAACCUCCCAGGAAGGCUCGACCGGCUCCUGCGUCGUCAUGGCAGCAUGCUGCCCAAGGGGGCAGAGGAGGAGAUACCUCUCAUCAAGCAAGAUCUCGAGGAAAUAAUCUCCGUCCUCCAUGGUCACUGUAGCAAGCCAAAGCUGGAGGACCAUGCCAUGGUGGUCAGGUGCUGGAUGAAGGAGGUACGUGAGCUCUCUUAUGACAUCGAGGAUUGCAUCGACCAGUAUGAGCAUGCCGCCACUGCCACCCGGUCACAUACUGGACCUAAUAUUUGUCGCCGUAAGUUCAAUCAGCGGCAUGGAAAGAUGAUCCCUUGGGUUCCCUGGAAACUUAAGCAGCGGUUGUGGAUGGCCAACAAGAUCAGAGAAUUCAGCCUGCGCACCCAGGAGGCGCUUCAACGCCACACCAUGUACAACAACCUUGGUGGCAUCACCAUUGCUUCUACUACUGGAGGAGAUGUAUGCUCUGCAACACCUUGGCAUCCCACGCAGUUCAGAGAGCACACCGACAACGUCUGUUCUGUCGGUAUAGACGCCGAUGGUAUGGAAGCUGCCCUGAAUGACCUGAACAAGCUCAAAAACUUGCUCGCUAGUAUCCCGACUGCUUCUCUCGUGCAGUUCAGGGAGCACGCCAAUAAAGUGCGUCAUAUCCACCCCGAUGUGGAAGCCAUCCUGAACAAGCUCAAAAACAUACCCACUGGUAUCACCACUACUUCUACUACCACUAGAGGUGAUGUAUCUUCUACCUCAUCUAGGCAACCCACGCGGUUCAUGGAGUCCGCGGGUCUUGUUGGCAUCAACGCCGCGGUGAACAAGCUUGAAAACUUGCUCGAUGUGUGCGGAGAGGAGAAGCUCAAGGUGGUGUCCAUCGUGGGAGUUGGAGGAGUUGGCAAGACUACGCUCGCCAACAAGCUGUACUGCAAGCUUCAGCGGCAGUUCGAGUGCUGGGCAUUUGUGCAGACAUCUCAGAAGACUGAUAUGAGGAGGCUUCUCAUCAAUAUCCUCUCACAGGUUCAGCCGCACCAGUCACCUGACAAUUGGAAGGUGCAUAGCCUAAUUUCCAGUAUCAGGACACAUCUGCAAGAUAAGAGGUACUUGAUCAUAAUUGAUGGUUUAUGGGCUACAUCCACAUGGGAUGUUAUUAAGUGCGCUUUGCCGGAUGGUAAUAGUUCCAGCAGAAUACUAACCACAACAGAAAUUGAGGAUCUAGCUUUGCAAUCUUGUAGUUAUGACUUGAAAUUUAUUUUCAAGAUGAAACCUUUUGGUGAGGGUGACUCAAGAAAACUAUUUUUCAGUAUAGUCUUUGGCUCUCAUUCUAAGUGUCCUCCAGAAGUCAGUGAAACAUUAUAUGAUAUUGUAAGGAAAUGUGGUGGUUUGCCGCUAGCUAUUGUCACUGUUGCUAGUCUUUUAGCAAGCCAGCUUGAGAAACAAGAACAAUUGGAUUAUAUAAACAAAUCCUUAGGUUACGGUUUGAUGGCAAAUCCUACUUUGGAAGGGAUGAAACAACUACUGAACAUUUGUUACAACAAUCUUCCUCAGCAUUUGAAGGUAUGCAUGUUGUAUCUUAGUAUGUAUCAAGAAGAUCACAUAAUUUGGAAAGAUGAUUUAGUGAGUCAAUGGAUAGCUGAAGGUUUUAUCUGUGCAACUGAAGGGCAUGACAAGGAAGAAAUUUCAAGGGCCUAUUUUGAUGAGCUUGUGGGCAGAAAAAUCAUCCAGCCUGUACAUAUCGAUGACAGUGGUGAGGUUUUGUCCUGUGUAGUUCACCAUAUGGUACUCAAUUUCGUUACAUACAAGUCAAUAGAAGAAAAUUUUAUUAUUGCAAUAGACCAUUCACAGGCAACUAUAAGAUUUGCUGACAAGGUUCGACGAUUAUCUAUCCACUUUAGUAACGUAGAAGAUGCAACUCCGCCUACCAGUAUGAGAUUGUCCCAAGUUCGGACAGUUGCCUUCUUCGGGGUCUUGAAGUAUAUGCCUUUCGUUAUGGAGUUUCGACUUAUUAAAGUUCUAGUUCUACAUAUUUUGGGUGAUGAGGAUAGCAUCGGCAUUUUUGAUCUCACUAAAAUUUCAGAACUUGUUCGACUGAGAUAUUUGAAGGUCACCUCUAAUGUCACCGUAAAACUGCCAACCCAGAUGCAAGGUCUACCAUAUUUGGAGACACUGAAAAUAGAUGGGACAAUAAGUGAAGUUCCAACAGACAUUUAUUUGCCACGUUUGCUGCAUCUUACUCUUCCUGCUAAGACAAACCUGCCCAGUGGAAUUGUCCACAUGACAUCGCUUCGUACAAUUGGAUAUUUUGAUCUCAGCUGUAACUCAGCGGAGAAUCUAUGGAGCCUUGGUGAGCUGAGCAAUCUCCGGGAUUUGCAGCUCACCUAUUCUGAAAUACAUUCUGACAAUCUGAAGGAUAAUAUGAAAUAUCUUGGAUCCAUUCUGGGGAAACUCCGUAAUCUCACAUCUAUAACUUUAUCGCCUCCUGGCUCUUCCUGUCCAGAUACUCUACAUAUUGACAGGACGAGGAUCAAUGUUGAUGGCUGGAGCAGUGUGUCCUCUCCACCAGCCCUUCUUCAGAGGUUUGAGUUGUUACCAUGUGUUUGCAUCUUUUCUAACCUCCCAAAUUGGAUUGGGCAGCUUGGAAACCUCUGCAUUUUGAAGAUUGGGAUAAGGGAAGUAACAAGUAAUAGUAUUGAUGUUCUAGGAGUAUUACCGAAACUCACUGUUUUGUCACUUUAUGUCCACACAAAGCCUGCAGAAAGGAUUGUCUUUGACAAUGCAGGGUUCUCAAUCCUCAAAUACUUCGAGUUUAUAUGCAGUGUAGCAUGGAUGAAAUUUGAGAUGGGUGCAAUGCCUAGUCUAAGGAAGCUCAAGCUAGGUUUUGAUGUCCAUAUAGCAGAUCAGCAUGAUAUUAUUCCUGUUGGCAUCGAACAUCUGUCUGGACUUGAAGAGAUCUCUGCAAAAAUUAGGGUCGCCUGUACUGCUCAUGAUCAUUGUAGAAGAUUUGCAGAGUCAGCUUUGACUAACGCCUUUAUGAUGCAUCCAGGACGUCCUAGCGUCAACAUACGGUGUGUGGAUUGGACCUUUCAUGAUAAGGAUAAUGACUGUGUGGGGACACGAGAGGAAGAAUGUAGGACUCCAAUGAAACAGGAGCAUUUUGUGAAAGAAGACUUAAGUGAGAAAUCUGCAGUUCUACAAAACGAGCACGACGAAGAAGCACAUAAAUUUGUUGACAGAAGAUAUUAUCCCAUCAUGGACGCGGCAGAGAUCCGCAGGUGUCCGUGGAGCGUCAACGAGGAGCAGGAGCAGCCGGUGUUGAUCUACGACGCCAGAACCAAGAUCUCCCAGUCGUCGUCCAUGCACAGCGAAUUCUGGGCGGCCGUCCAACGGCUCACCGGCCCAGCUGCCACGCCGGCCAAGACCAAGAGGCACCUCCACCUGACGACCUCGCCUGAGCUGGAGGACGGCUUCUUGCCGGUACGUAGUCUCGUCUUCCCGUCCGCUCCGGAUCCACGGUGCAACAUGAAGAAGAAGAAGAUGAGGGCCGGCCCUGGAGGGGGUCGAGCAGUGCGGUCAAACUGGGCCCCCAAAUCGUAGGGGCCCCAACCCAGGGAGCCUGCAAAGCCUCUCUUCUGCAACAAAGCCAUGCGAUGAGAUGAUGCGAACAGAAACGCCCAAUUCCUACUGCAAAGCCUCUCAGUGCCUUGCCGCCUGCCGAGUUGCCGUCGACCGCCCCGGCGCCGCCGUUGGCUGCUGCUGCAAGCCUGAAGACAGCUGCAACUGCUGAUUUGCUAAACUGCGCACCUCAGCCUAACGAUCAAAACUAAAAGUCUCAAGAGGUGUUGAUGAUGCGAAGUGAUCAGGUGAGCAGCAGCAUGCCAGCAACACCGUCGCCAUCGCCAAUUGAGAUUUGUUUUAAUUCUAUGAUUUUAUCUGUUGGUUGUUGGUCUAUUGCCAUCAUGCCAUGUACUGAUGAACAGACGUAUAUAUACAUGCACUACUAUGUUCCAUGUUAGGUUAAUAGGUUUGUGACUUACUGACUUUGUGUCUGUCUCUUAUUUUUUUAGUUGUUUAAAAGAUCUGAGUUCAGAGGGAUUGAGCUUGGAGACGUGCUAGUGUGUGAUGAGUCGUGCGCAUCCGGACGUCUGUGAAUAUUUAAUUGGUAAGACUUUAAAUUUGAAUUUGUAGUUUUAUGGUGUAAUUUAUAUGAGUAUCUCCAUAAGUAAUGUUUUUCUUUCUAGUACCCGUCACUGUGGCAUAUUUUGAAAGAAGCUUUUUGAAGUCGAAAUUAUUAAAGAAA